AUGGUAUCAUUAAUUAAAGGAGCUAAGAUUCCGCUGACAAAGGAGAGACCAACGUCCAAAAAACCUCCAAACACAGCAUUUAGGCAGCAAAGACUUAAGGCAUGGCAACCGAUACUGACUCCUCAGAGUGUGCUCCCACUAUUGAUCCUUGUUGCUUGUAUCUUUACUCCUAUUGGUAUUGGGUUAAUUGUGAGCGCUACUAAGGUACAAGAUUUGACAAUUAACUAUAGUCACUGUGAUACAAAAGCUUCUAUAAAUGCGUUUACUGAUGUACCAAAGAAAUACACUAAAUACCAUUUCAAAAAUAAAGUUGAAAGUAAACCGCAAUGGAAAUUAGCUGAAGACGAGAGCGGCGAAAAGACAUGCGAGCUUCAAUUUGAGGUUCCGAACGAUAUUAAGAAGCCUAUUUUCAUAUAUUACAAGUUAACCAAUUUUUAUCAAAACCAUCGUAGGUAUGUUCAAUCAUUUGAUACUAAACAGAUAUUAGGGGAGUCUAUUAAGCUAGAUGAUUUGGACACGAAUUGUAGUCCCUUAAGGAGUAUUGACAAAAAGAUAGUAUAUCCAUGCGGGUUGAUUGCAAACUCCAUGUUCAAUGACACAUUCUCUCAAAAACUAAGUGGAGUGAACAAUACCGGAGAUUUUGGUUUGACCAAUAAGGAUAUAUCAUGGAGCAUAGAUCGCCACCGGUUCAAGACUACCAAAUACAAUGCUAGCGAUAUUGUUCCACCACCAAACUGGAUGAAGAAGUAUCCCGACGGGUAUACUGAUGACAAUAUUCCGGAUAUCCACACUUGGGAAGAAUUUCAAGUAUGGAUGAGGACUGCAGCUUUCCCAAAAUUCUACAAGUUGGCAUUGAAGAACGAAUCUACUACCUUGCCGAAUGGUACAUACCAAAUGAACAUCGAACUGAAUUAUCCUAUUUCAUUGUUUGGCGGAAGUAAGUCGUUUGUUUUGACUACAAACGGUGCUAUUGGUGGCAGAAACAUGUCACUCGGAGUGCUGUAUUUGAUUGUUGCAGGUCUUUGCGCUAUAUUUGGUAUCGUAUUUUUGGUUAAAUUAAUUUUCCAACCGAGAACGAUGGGUGAUCAUGCAUAUUUAAAUUUCGAUGAAGAAGAAAAUGAAAAUUACGAAAAUACUCACGAAGAAAACUCCACUUUAAGAGAAAUUAUAUAG
This is a messenger RNA of Saccharomyces eubayanus, 1173 nucleotides long. RefSeq names its product aminophospholipid translocase regulatory protein CDC50 (gene CDC50). Gene Ontology annotation, cellular component: Golgi apparatus; plasma membrane; endoplasmic reticulum. NCBI's taxonomy places the organism in Eukaryota, Fungi, Ascomycota, Saccharomycetes, Saccharomycetales, Saccharomycetaceae. The record is from RefSeq and is a predicted model, not a curated record. The coding region runs from base 1 to 1173 and encodes 390 amino acids. The transcript has a single exon.